CGGGUCGCCGUCAUGGCCGCGCAGGCGGCACACCGGGGCUGCCUGGCCUGAGUUCCAGAGGGAGACUCUGGGCCACGCAGGAUUGUCCCUGCCUCAUCUGUACACAUUGUCAUUGGCUUUUGCUUGCCCUCCGUCUGAUGUGGCCUCUGUUUCACAUCACAUCUGGAACUCGUCUGUCCCUCGCUUAGGUAUUUGCAUAGGAAUCAGAGGUGUUAAUCUUGUUUGAAUCUGCCGACAGACUCGUGGGAAGACUCCGUACCUGCCUCGCGGUGGAUGUGUCCUGUCACCCAGUAGACAGUCUGGUGACCAGGGACGUGCCCCAGCCCUAGCGCUAGUGAUGCGGAUGACCUUUCUGCUGCUGACCUGUGCCUCCGACUUUCUCCACCCAGCUUGAGACUGCAUGGAGCGGCCGUUCAAGUGCUUGCAGACUGACUGUGGCAAAGCCUUUGUUUCCAGAUAUAAAUUGAUGAGGCACAUGGCUACCCAUUCGCCACAGAAAUCUCACCAGUGCGCUCACUGUGAGAAGACGUUCAACCGGAAGGACCACCUGAAAAACCACCUCCAGACCCACGACCCCAACAAAAUGGCCUUUGGGUGUGAGGAGUGUGGGAAGAAGUACCACACCAUGCUGGGCUACAAGAGGCACCUGGCCCUGCAUGCGGCCAGCAGUGGCGACCUCACCUGUGGGGUCUGUGCUCUGGAGCUAGGGAGCACCGAGGUGCUGCUCGACCACCUCAAAUCCCACGCUGAAGAAAAGCCCCACACUGUGACCAAGGAGAAGAAGCACCAAUGUGACCACUGUGAGAGAUGCUUCUACACCCGGAAGGAUGUGCGUCGCCACCUGGUGGUCCACACAGGAUGCAAGGACUUCCUGUGUCAGUUCUGUGCCCAGAGAUUUGGGCGCAAAGACCACCUCACUCGCCAUACCAAGAAGACCCACUCGCAGGAGCUGAUGAGAGAGAGUCUGCAGGCCGGAGACUUCCUGGGCACCUUCCACACCAUCUCGCCUUCCUUUCAGCUGAAGGCUGCUGCCCUGUCUCCUUUCCCCAUAGGAGCUCCUGCCCAGGAUGGGCUUGCAGGUAGCAUGCCGGCUGAGGUCCAUGGCCUUAUCCUCGGCCCCCCAGAUCAAACGGCCCAACCAAUGCCACAGCUGCCAGAGUCCCUUGUGCCCAUGCACCCAUCGGUAGCCCCGGGCUCUCCUCCUCCAGUUCUCCAGAACCACAAGUACAAUGCCGGUUCUACCUCAUACCCGCCACUUGCAAACAUGCCCCUCAAAGCAGACACUAAAGGGUUUUGCAAUAUCAACAUGUAUGAGGACUUGCCGCUGCAAGAGCCUCAGUCACCUCACAAGCUCAGUCCAGGUUUUGAUAUGAUGAAGGCAGGUGCAGGAAAAAUAAACCUGCCCAAGGAGCUGCCUCCAGAUGCUGUGAACAUAACAAUUCCUGCCUCCCUGGACAUAUCCUCUCUGUUGAGCUUCUGGCAGCUGCCACCUCCUGCUCCCCAAAAUGCCUUUGGGAAUAACACUAUCCCCCUUGGGCCUGGGGAAUCUCUGCCCCAUAGAUUAAACUGUCUGGGGCAGCAGCAGCAGGAACCCCCGAUAGCCAUGGGCACCGUGAGCUUGGGCCAGCUCCCUCUGCCUCCUAUCCCCCAUGUUUUCACAGCUGGCACCAGCACUGCUAUCCUGCCUCAUUUCCAUCAUGCAUUCAGAUAACUUGUUUUUUCAAAGCAUAUUUUUCUUACUCUGGAGGAUGUCUUAGUGAGCAUUUUAAACAUGAGUUAUAAUACGAGUUAAGGUUUGGGAAAAAUGGGACUGGGCAUAUAGCUUAUCCCUUGACGACCGGCUUGAGAAAAGACAAUUCUCAAACUGCAUGUAUCGUGCCAAUCUGCCCUGCGCGCUCAUACUCUGUACUGCAUUGAAUGGACACAUGUACUUUAAUAGAACUGCGAGUAUUGUUAUAACCAACAUCCACCAUGACAGCUGCUCUAUAUCCACGUUUGUCAUAUUGAAUUUAAUCAUAAGCCAUGAUCAUAAUCGUGUUCACGAGAUAACUUUUUGUGGCACUGCCUAGUAGGGGAACUAUGGGAAGAGUUGGAUUUCUCCAAGUCAGGAGGCUUGUUCUAAAGAAGAAAAUUCCCUUUAUAUGGUAUAUUACACCUAGGCUGUGUAUUUCUUUUCAGGGAUUUUUUUCUACCUUCAGGGUUGGACGUAGUUUAGUUACUAUUACCGUAGCCAACCUUUAGUUUUGCAGAAAUAAUUCCUUGUGGAGCAGUAGAGUCAUCCAUUUUAAAAACAUUUAAAUGUAGUUUGAAUAUUUUCCACAUGAUACGGCAAUGUGAGUUAUCACUUCAUUUAUCUUAAAGACUAAACUGGUUGUCAACUAUAUCUGACAGAAAAAAAAAAAAUCACUGUGUAACCAGGUUAAGUGGUCAUAUAAUCCAGGCAUCAAAGACAUUAUGCUGACUUUAAUACUGAUUAUAUUUUUAGCAAGAAUUUAAGAAACUAU
Molecule: messenger RNA, 2504 nt
Organism: Lepus europaeus (European hare)
Lineage: Eukaryota; Metazoa; Chordata; Mammalia; Lagomorpha; Leporidae
Gene: PLAGL1
Product: PLAG1 like zinc finger 1
Exons: 8
Coding region: 401-1711 (436 amino acids)
Molecular function (GO): DNA-binding transcription activator activity, RNA polymerase II-specific
Source: RefSeq, a predicted model, not a curated record